Molecule: messenger RNA, 983 nt
Organism: Zingiber officinale
Lineage: Eukaryota; Viridiplantae; Streptophyta; Magnoliopsida; Zingiberales; Zingiberaceae
Product: ethylene-responsive transcription factor ERF014-like
Exons: 1
Coding region: 51-695 (214 amino acids)
Biological process (GO): regulation of DNA-templated transcription
Molecular function (GO): DNA-binding transcription factor activity; DNA binding
Source: RefSeq, a predicted model, not a curated record
AGCUUGCUCAUAUCCUCGAUCGAUCAGCAUCUGCAAGAAGAGAGUGAAGCAUGGUAAAAGGCAGCAGCAGUAGCAGCAGUAGCAGCAGUAGCAGCAGCAUUGCUCCGUCCUCGACGAAGGUAAGCAGCCAUGGGAAGAGGCAGUACAAGGGCGUGAGGAUGAGGAGCUGGGGCUCGUGGGUCUCCGAGAUCAGAGCGCCCAACCAAAAGACAAGGAUUUGGCUCGGCAGCUACUCCACUCCGGAGGCCGCCGCCCGGGCGUAUGACGCCGCCCUACUCUGCCUCCGAGGCAACUCCUCCGCCCUCAACUUCCCUUCCUCCCCUCCCUUCCCCGGCGGCGUCCCCGAGGUCGGCAUCAUGUCCCCCAAGUCCAUUCAAAGAGUGGCGGCCGCGGCAGCCGCCCAAGAAACGGCCCGGCCUUACUCUAGUGUUCCGGCGGCAGCGUCACCGUCACCGUCGCCUGAUCCUCUCAUCGCCACCCUUUCGCUCUCAGAACAAGCGGAAGAGGCGGCGGAGAUGGCUGAAAAGAGCUUCACCUCGCUUGAUUCGAUCGGUAAUUUCGAGGCGUUCUUCCAGUCGCCCAAGUGCAUGGACUACAUGCUUCACCCGGCGGCUUCCUUCUUCGGCGCUCCACAACUCCAAGUUGAGGACUACUGGAACGAAGAGGGAGAGAUCAGCCUCUGGAGUUUCUGCUAAUUAAUUGUUUAAUUAUCAAAUCACAUGCUCAAAUGCUUCUUCACAAUAUGAAGAUCUCGAUCGCUGACACAUAUUUUAUUUGUUUAUGGACAAAUUAAGGAUGUAGAUUUCCAGAGGAGCAGCACCUUUUAGUUCAGUUCCCUGGUUAUAUAUAUAUAUAUAUUUUGUUUACGGAAGACUCAAAAAGUAGAGUAUUGUAAAAUUGUGAUCUCUUUAUGUCAUACUUUGCAAUCCCUGUAUCUCAAUUCUAUUAAUGAUAAUCAAGCAUUUAUUAUCUUAGAUGUAAAA